This is a messenger RNA of Macrosteles quadrilineatus (aster leafhopper), 1329 nucleotides long. RefSeq names its product GATA zinc finger domain-containing protein 14-like. Lineage: Eukaryota; Metazoa; Arthropoda; Insecta; Hemiptera; Cicadellidae. The transcript is spliced from 7 exons. The record is from RefSeq and is a predicted model, not a curated record. The coding region runs from base 1 to 1329 and encodes 442 amino acids.
AUGGGUACUGUGUGUCUGUUACCUUGUGCAGACUGUUCAAUGUUAUUCACCUUCUUCCCUUGCACUGGCCUUCUCUGUCAGCCACCUGCAAACACACUGUCUGUUUGUUUGGGUGACUUGUCAAUGCAGGAGUUAGUCAACAAGAAGACGAAACAAGACCAGUGCAAAGCAAUGAAUUUAGGGGAAAAGAAAGGAGAGCGAGUUAGCAGAGCCCAAGUGGCACCAGCACUACUGACACUGCUGCUUAGAAAUGAAAUAGAGAAUUUAGUUGCAAUGGAGCCAAGAUGCAAAUCCGAUUUGCCGCGUGUCCUACCCGCAAACAAACUCGCCGCCGCCAGCCUGGCCGCUGGUGCUUCUUCGCACUCUGGCUCUCCCCUGCAGUUCAUGCCCAAUCUGGAGGGAUUUCCGCAACCACCGCCAGCCCACAUGGGCAUCGCACCUGUGAUGAGGUGCGAGACGAAGGCCAACAUCAGCAUGUGGAUGGACAUUGAUCUGACUGGAUUAGCAGCACGGAGUCCGCUGUACAACCUGCCCGGUCAUGGCCAGAACUUUGCCUCACCCUCGCUCCUCUCUGAGUUUUCCCCAUGGGCCAAUCCGGCAAUGUACCAGGCUGCCCUUCGAGGUCAAUAUCAACUGCCAAGCGUAUCCUCAGCUGCCUUUGGUGGCUUCGGCCGUUCUUCGCUGAUGCCCCAUUCAUCACUUUCUGGUCACAACCCUUUUCAUCAUCCAAGUUUUCUGCCUUCCUCGGGCAGCAGUGCUAAUAGCAGUUUGAUGAACAGCUUUGUCAAUGGAGCAGGCAGUGGACUUGCCUCAUCAUCCACUAAUGGCAUUGGCAGUGGAGGCAGUAGCCUCAGCAAAUCUGCGACCAGUCGAAGCGCCAGCAGUAGCAGCAGUGCACUGGGUCAUACGCCCAACGGCAGUCUGGCUCAUCUGCUCUCAAACGGCCACUCCAAUGGCAGUCCCAUCGUCUCUAUCAAGCAGGAGCUCAGUCCUCAUUCCGGAAGUGCAAGCCGCCAUGGACUGAGUGCCAGCUCGCCAAGUGCCAACAGAAACAGCAGCAACAACAAUGGCAGCAGUGGCAGCCACAACUCGAGCAGCAGCAGCAGCAAUCACUCCCACAGCCACCAUCACAAUAACAAUAAUAAUAAUAACAACAACAACAACAACAACCCAAACCUGAACAACAAAAACCGCGGCAAUAGCAACAAUGACUUUAGUGAUAAUAGCAGCAAUGGUAGCAACAGUGUCAAGCUGGUCAGUCAACGUCCUCUAACGGCACCGCCGAACGGGAGUCAGCGGCCUCAGCGAUCUCCAAGAUUCACCAUGUGA